AUGCAAAACCACGAAAACGUUGUUGCGAUGGAUACUCCUUACAUGCCUGUUUCGCAGCUUUUGUCAUUGAAUGACGAUCCUGAAAUACGACGAACUCGUAAAAUUCUUCUAGUUAUACUUGGUGUGCUUUUCGUUCUCGCUGUACUUGGUACAAUUGGUUCGAUUGCUGGCAAUGGAGUUACGAAUAAUUUCGGAUACUCGUCACGCGGUGUUCAAAUUGGUCGAUCUCUUAUUUCAGUUGUUUUUCUCAGCUUUGGAUAUUUGGUCGCUCAUCGAUACUCUAAAAUAGGCUUACUAGUGUUUGCUUGGUUAAACAUUAUUGGAUUGGUUAUUAGUGGUAUUGCGGUAAUGCUGCUUUUCGUUUUAGGUUUGGUUUCUUUAACUAAUCCAAGCUCAGUUAAUAAUACUCAAGCCUAUGGUAUUCUGAUUGGUGAAUCAAUAGUUUUCUUUGUUGUAAUUGUUAUUAUCAUUGCAGCUUUUAUUCUUCAAAUUGUGAUUGUAAAGUUUGCUUUCAAAUUGGCAAGACUUAUCGAAGCCAACAAGUCUUCAUUUCGUCAACAAAUUUAA
This is a messenger RNA of Rotaria socialis, 567 nucleotides long. The record is from the annotation of a GenBank genome assembly. NCBI's taxonomy places the organism in Eukaryota, Metazoa, Rotifera, Eurotatoria, Philodinida, Philodinidae.